This is a messenger RNA of Contarinia nasturtii (swede midge), 1354 nucleotides long. RefSeq names its product mitochondrial coenzyme A transporter SLC25A42 (gene DPCoAC). Gene Ontology annotation, cellular component: mitochondrial inner membrane. Bases 58 to 1026 code for a protein of 322 amino acids. The record is from RefSeq and is a predicted model, not a curated record. Gene Ontology annotation, biological process: transmembrane transport. Lineage: Eukaryota; Metazoa; Arthropoda; Insecta; Diptera; Cecidomyiidae. The transcript has 7 exons.
UCAAAGAGUAUACAUUGAUUUGCCAAAUUCUUAAAUAAGAAAUUCAAAGAGUCAGUCAUGUUGAGGGAAAAUACAACGAUUACGAAUCGUCAACUGUCAACCAAUCAUGACAACAAAAAUUUAGCGCAAACAAACGUGAACACGGUUGUGAUAAAUCUAUUUUGUGGAGCGCUAGCUGGUGGUACUGGAAAAACUGUGAUAGCCCCAUUGGAUCGUGCCAAAAUCAAUUUUCAAAUUCACAAAGAUAUUCCCUAUUCCUUUCGUGCAGCCACUUUAUUCCUUCGGAACACUUUACAAAAUGAGGGCUUUUUUGCAUUAUGGAGAGGAAACUCCGCAACGAUGGCACGUAUUAUACCCUACGCAGCCAUACAAUUCACAUCUCACGAACAAUGGAAAAAAGUGUUGUCUGUAGAUAAAGAUCAAAGUACAAGUGGCCGGAGGUUUUUGGCAGGUUCAUUAGCCGGAAUAACAUCACAAUCUUGUACAUACCCAUUAGAUUUAGCUAGGGCACGAAUGGCAGUUACCGACAAAUACACUGGCUACAAGUCGCUGAGACAAGUAUUCGUAAAAAUUUGGAUUGACGAAGGGCCAAGAACUUUAUUUCGCGGUUACGGGGCAACAAUUUUGGGUGUAAUUCCAUAUGCUGGGACAUCAUUUUUUACAUUUGAAACUUUAAAGCGUAAACAUCAUGACUUGACCGGAGAGAAACCGCAGCCAAUUAACUCGUUUGUUUAUGGAUCGAUGGCCGGUGUUAUAGGUCAAACGACUAGUUACCCAUUAGAUAUAGUACGAAGACGAAUGCAAACGGUUGGCAUGAUAAAACAACCACCGCAUAAAACCAUUCAUUAUCAAACCAUUUGGUCAAGCAUUAAAAUUAUUUACAAAAAUGAAGGCAUUAGGAAGGGAUUUUUCAAAGGAUUAAGUAUGAAUUGGGUGAAAGGUCCAAUAGCGGUUGGCAUUAGUUUCACCACAUUUGAAUAUACCAAAGAUUUUCUAACUGUUUACAUGUCGGUUCGAAGCCAAUAAAAUGACGAUGCAUGAUAAUCAGUGCCUAAUAUUAGAAUAAUACCAUGCGUUGGAGGGAAUAGAUCGAGUCAAUACCCAAUAGUUGUUGUUUUUUUAAUUCUCUUUGUAAAAGCAUUCAUUCAUGCUGAUGUGUCAAUAAUUGUAUAUUUCUAUCGCAAUGCAAAAUUGACUUUUUUAGAAGAAAUAUUUUAAUUUUUUUUUUACUUCUUUAUAGACUUUUGUCUGAAUUGAAAAAAAUAAAUUUGUUAAUUUUAUGGAACUAACUGAAGACAAUAUUACUCGACACACUUUAGUGUAAUUAAGAGCUUUGUUGUAGGUGCUGCUUAUU